Cuscuta epithymum is the source of this 1856-nucleotide messenger RNA. NCBI's taxonomy places the organism in Eukaryota, Viridiplantae, Streptophyta, Magnoliopsida, Solanales, Convolvulaceae. The record is from the annotation of a GenBank genome assembly.
ACUCUAGUAGCUUCAAUCUACAUCCUCUUAAAGUAUAAAUCACAGAAUUCGAGGCUUUGCUGCUUUGUUUAAUCAUUAAUUAAUCCCCAUCGCCUUCUUCCUUUUCACAGAACAAUCUCUUCCUGCAUUCAUGUCUAUACUGUAUAGUUUCUAGCAGUACAGUACACCCACCCAUACUGAUUUAACUUCAUUUCCUCUCUCUCUAUAAGCCUCUGCUCUCUUCUGUAAGGAGAAGACUAAAUUGUCAACAAAGAACUCAAGAUAUGGAUAGUGGAAGCAUUAAUGCAUUUGAUACUACUGGUGUUAUAGAAGCUGUUUGGAUUUCAAACCCUCAAAACCACCCUUCUCUCAAUGGUAAUUUUAAUCUUACACCCACCCAAAAUGCCAAAGGUUUGACCUUUUGUAAUCAUUUGUUUGCAUUCCUUAUAUGGGUGGUUUUCACUCUUCAAGUUUCAAGUCCUUUCCUAGGAUAUACUUCUCACUUUAGGGGUUUUCUAUAUUUGCAGUGUGGGUAGAGAUGUUUGGGGUAUUUUUAGUUUUAUUCAGAAUUGGGUUUAUGCGUAGAUUCCAAGUUAAUGGUUGAAGUUUCACUUUCUGUGCUGAAGUGGCAGGAGUAAAGAGACUAGAUUAAUGAGAACAAUAAUGUUCUAUUCCUAUUAGCAAGAAAAGGGAAACCACACUUUUUAAUGCUAAUAUUUCUUUUAGAGAUUCCCAAACAUUUCUUAAAGGAGGCAAUUGUAUGCUCUUUUUGUGGUCAUGGAAGGAUUCUGCUGUCAUAUAUGCUGUGCAUCACCAGUGGACUUUGAAGAAUCAGAACUAGAAAUAGUGAAAGAGCAGCCACUGUUAACACCAAUGGACAAAGAAGAUAAUGGCAUUGAGGAGUAUGAAGGUUGCUUUCAUCGGCCCGAGAAGAAACGGCGACUUGCAGGAGAUCAGGUCCGUUUUCUGGAGAGGAUAUUUGAGGUGGAAAGCAAGCUUGAGCCAGAGAAGAAGUUGCAGUUAGCUAAAGAACUCGGCCUGCAGCCUAGACAAGUUGCAAUUUGGUUCCAGAACCGGAGAGCCCGUUCGAAGGUCAAACUGAUUGAGAAGGACUAUGAUUCCCUGAAAGCUAGCUUUGAUAAACUGAAAGCUGAUUAUGAUUUCCUCUCCGAGGAGAACGAAAAUCUAAAGAAUGAGGUUCAGCUGCUAAGAGAUAAAUUGCUCAUUCAGGAACAACAGUGCAGCGCAAAAUUCGAACCAACCCAUAAAACCAGCACAUAUAAUGAUGACAAUGAACCUCACAUAGAGCAUUGUGCUAGUUUGAUCUCCCCAAAGGGAGAGAGAUCUCCAGUGGUGUGCAAGGAUGAAAAUGCAAGCUGGGUUAAAAGUGAUAUUCUUGAUUCAGAAAGUCCACAUUACACUGAUGGGAACUACUCCUCAUCACACAUAUUGGAGUCUGAUUUCUCUCAGGAUGAAGGUGAAAGCCUGAUCAGCAUUUUCCAGCCAUCUUGCCUGCUCCCAAGACUUGAAGAAGAUCAUGGACACCAAAGUAUAGCAAGUUUGUGCAAUUUGGGGUUUUCCAUUGAGGACCAGACAGCCUCUUCAUGGUGGAGUGUUGGCCUAACUGAGUACUGACUACACCUUUCAAGUCAUAAGGCAUAGCAUAUGUAGUCACCAUUUUACAACUCCUACUUCAAAUCCUACUACGUUUCUGUAUGGCUUAACUGAAAAAGAGGUUUAAAGGAACCUAAGGAAGCUUCAACCUGGAGCUUUAAAAAAAUACCUCUUUUUUUAUUAUAUGUUGUAUUAUUUUUCAUUUUGAAGUACAUAAUAUGAAUAAAUAUUAAUGAGAUGUGAGUUUUUUUACAAACAAUAAA